AUGUCCUCUGCUCAAGAUUUCGCCACCAAGAUCUCUAUCGAUAGAUUCGAUGGAGACAACUACGCGACGUGGAGCCGCUACAAGCGUAGCGUGUUCCUGGCCAAGUCGACGUGGCACGUAGUCAACCGGGAGACCACCCCCACCUUCGCCGAUCCUCGCGCCAGUGACGAGUAUGUCAAGACGAGCAACAUUGCGUUCGGCUUGAUGCUGCUGCACAUGAGCGCGGAUUAUCAUCACGUGGUUAAUGACUGUGAAGAAGCGUGGGUUGUGUGGGCGCGGUUGAAGACUCUCAACGGCGGAUCACAAAAGGCGGGACGGAUCUUCUUGAAGCGACAGCUAUUAAGCCUGUAG
Molecule: messenger RNA, 351 nt
Organism: Peronospora matthiolae
Lineage: Eukaryota; Oomycota; Peronosporomycetes; Peronosporales; Peronosporaceae
Source: the annotation of a GenBank genome assembly